Dendronephthya gigantea is the source of this 2232-nucleotide messenger RNA. RefSeq names its product aspartyl aminopeptidase-like. Bases 386 to 1900 code for a protein of 504 amino acids. The transcript has 17 exons. The record is from RefSeq and is a predicted model, not a curated record. Lineage: Eukaryota; Metazoa; Cnidaria; Anthozoa; Malacalcyonacea; Nephtheidae. Gene Ontology annotation, molecular function: aminopeptidase activity; zinc ion binding. Gene Ontology annotation, biological process: proteolysis.
GUGUGCCAGUAUCACAGAAAGUGCUUAAGCAUGAAAUAUGGAAAAUUUUAUUUAAAUUCACAAAAUAGUGUUGUCAUGGACAAUAUGGAAUAGUAAUUUGACACAGGUUAACAUCAUUUUCUGACAACAGGCUAACAAAAUUGUCAUGAUGAUUCACAAGAAUCCUUUGUUAAAAGGAUAAUCUGCUGGCGAAAUAUUUGAAUAGAAUGUUUGAUAUAAACAUUUGAUGGUGUAAAAAAUUAGAAUGAUAGUACUUUUAGUAAAUACUUCCAUGAAUGUAAUGCCUCAUCAUAAUCCUUACAUGAAGUGUUGCUCCUCAGUGUUGCAAUGAUUGCAUUCGAUUGAUUGAUCGAUCAUUCGUAGAAUCUUGUUUUUUUUCCUUUGAAUGGUUCGGUUUCAGUUUCGUUCUGUUCGUAUUACGAUUUUUAGACGUUGCACUUCUCCUUUUCGUUCACCUUUGAUUUUUCAAAACCUAAACGUGAUGAGCAAGAUACACAAAGAGGCAGCAGAGCAGUUCAUACAGUUUGUUGACAGAUCACCUUCACCAUUUCAUGCUGUGAAAGAGUGCCAGAAGUUACUUGGUGCUCAAAACUUUAUUGAAUUGGAUGAAAAAUGUCCAUGGGAAAUAAAAACAGGAGGAAAGUAUUUCAUUACAAAGAACCAAUCAAGUAUAAUUGCAUUUGCUGUUGGUGGUGCUUAUUCUCCUGGGAAUGGUUUUAGUAUUGUUGGUGCUCAUACUGAUAGUCCUUGUCUCAAGGUAAAACCAGUUUCAAAAAUUGAGAAACAUGGCUACCUACAAGUAGGGGUUGAAUGUUAUGGUGGUGGGAUUUGGAACACUUGGUUUGAUCGAGACUUAACUGUAGCUGGACGGGUUAUCAUUAAGAAAGAAGGCAAGCUACAACACAAGUUAGUUAAUAUCAAGAAACCCAUACUACGAGUCCCACAUUUGGCCAUACAUUUGCAGAGAGAUAUUAAUGAUAAGUUCUCGCCCAACUUGGAAAACCACACAGUUCCAGUCUUAGCUACUCAGGCUGCGAAACAGUUACUGUGUUCAAAUGAAGAACAAAAAGAUGAACAGGCAAAUGACAAUAACCAGUGCAAGAUAACCAACUCUCACCGACACCAACCACUUCUUAUUCAAAUGUUAUGUGAAGAAAUGUCGUGUGAAUGUGGGGAUAUUGUUGACUUUGAACUGUGUCUUGCCGAUACUCAACCUGCUACCUUAGGUGGAGCGAUGUCAGAGUUCAUCUUCUCACCAAGACUAGAUAACCUUGUUAAUGCCUAUGCUUCUAUCCAGGGUUUAAUUGGUUCUCUGGAUUCAUCAUUUUCUACUGACACAAAUAUCCGUAUGGCUGUUCUUUAUGACAAUGAAGAGAUUGGUUCUCGAAGUGCUCAAGGUGCAUUUUCCAAUUGGACAGAAUUAGUCCUUAGACGACUUUCUUCGCCAAGCAGUGAUGACCUGACGUGUUAUGAAAGAAGUCUUGCAAGCUCCUUUCUUGUCAGUGCAGAUCAAGCACACGCCUGUCAUCCUAACUAUUCUAAAAAACACGAAUCCAAUUUGAAACCAGCUUUACAUCAAGGUCCAGUGAUAAAAUACAAUGCGAAUCAAAAAUACGCGACCACGGCUGUCACGGCAAGUGUGUUACGCAUAGUGGCAGAAAAACACGACAUACCUCUUCAGGAAUUUGCUGUACGAAAUGACAGCCCUUGUGGAUCAACAAUUGGACCUAUUUUAUCAGCCAAGCUCGGGAUUAGCACAGUAGACAUUGGUGGCCCUCAGCUCAGUAUGCAUUCUAUCCGUGAAAUGUGUUGUACCAGCAGUAUCCAUCAAUGCACCGAAUUAUACAAGAAUUUCUACAUAGAUUUUCCUGAAAUCCAGAAAUCACUUGUUGGAAUAUAAAACAUUUGUGAAACUGGGAAACUAGACUUUACACCGCACGUAUAACUACGUUUUCUAGCUGCCUAUUUUUGGCAUUCUCACGCUUUAACUUAAUGCUAUAUAAUCGCACUUGCAUGUAUGAGCACUCACAAGCAAUUUUUCUGUGACUAUUUUUCUCUGUCUAUAUUCAAUCAUUUGUCAGGUUUUUCGAGGCGAUGAAAAAUACCAGUUCACCAAUAGCUAAUUCGAGUUUCUUUUAACUUUCAUAAUAAUUAUAGAACAAUAUAUAUACAGGCACUUUUUGUAGCUAUGGCUAAAACGUAAAAAUAAAAGUAAUAAUACGUCCAUUUAUU